AAGAAGAAGAAAACAUAGCUUUACUAGAUUUAUGGAACAUGCUAUGCCAAAGAAUACUAUAAUACCAUGCUUGAAAUCUGGGAACUUUAAAGAUAAGGGACAUCUCUGUGGCCACUGUUAUGAUAAGAUGGGGGAGGAUCUGCAUUUCAACAUCCCAAGAUUAGAGGUUGAUUUUGUUUACGAAAGUGAGAAGGCUCCUGAGGGAAAGUUUGUUGUGAAAAUAGACAAACCCAGGCCAGGCUGGUUUCCAAAGCGACUGAUGAACAAGGCAGGAUCUCGAUGGAUCAGCAGUGUUGAGUGA
Molecule: messenger RNA, 301 nt
Organism: Candidula unifasciata
Lineage: Eukaryota; Metazoa; Mollusca; Gastropoda; Stylommatophora; Geomitridae
Source: the annotation of a GenBank genome assembly